Pecten maximus is the source of this 8388-nucleotide messenger RNA. RefSeq lists its product as uncharacterized. Gene Ontology annotation, molecular function: protein binding. The record is from RefSeq and is a predicted model, not a curated record. Bases 75 to 8351 code for a protein of 2758 amino acids. Gene Ontology annotation, cellular component: nucleus. The transcript has 27 exons. NCBI's taxonomy places the organism in Eukaryota, Metazoa, Mollusca, Bivalvia, Pectinida, Pectinidae. Gene Ontology annotation, biological process: DNA-templated transcription.
UGGCGCUUGAAUAUUGAUGAGAUUCUGUAGUGUGUUGCAAGGGCACCUGCUAUUUGGGUAUAUUUUGCCGCUGGAUGGAAAAUUCCUUCUGUGGGAGUAACCAAAAGAGCAUUAGCUACUGCAAACACGUUAUUUGUGGGAUGCUUAAGAUACAGCAUUCGUCAGAAAUUCAAAGGAGUGAAAUGUCCGAAAGUGAACGAACAGAAACAAGUCAUGCUAUAGCAGUGACUGUGUGUGGUAAUCAAGCCUCCCCCGACAGUGCUGGUCCCCCCACCCCGACCGUGUCUGUUGGUAAUGAUAACAGUUCUACGAAACCAGUCAGAGAAGACCAGUCUGGACCUGCUCCGCCGGGUGGCAGCUGGCAUUUAGAAGGAUUUGAGGACAAAAAUCCUUUUAGUGGUUUUUCUGAGGAGCACAUGAGCAAGCUGGACGAAUUUUUGUCCUCGGAGGAAGCGAGGAAGAUUCUGCAACAGACCAACGAGGGUGAUUUCACGGAGACUAUGGCCCAGGUGGCUGGACUGGACAGUAGCCAGGACUCGGCCAACACCAGUGAUGAUCUCCUGGCACUCGAUAUGUUUGAUAAAUCCGAUGACAGAUCGGCAUCUUUCUCUGAUCAUGCUUACGCCCUACCGUCGUACCAAAUGCCAAAACAGCCUACAAUAGUGCUACAGACAGCUGCGUCAACUUCGGGGAAUCCGUCCUCGUCUCCACGCAAGAGUGCACGUAUUGCUAUUCGUAAAGGGCAGAAUGCAGAUGAUGAUGUUGAGGAAGUGAAGGACGUUGACCAACCACUUGUGGAUGUUGCAGUAGAGGUGAAGCUGGAUGAAGAGGAGGUUGUUGAAGAGGCAGAGGAGUCGGAAGAAACCCCAAGCCGGGGGCGGGGACGUCCAAAGGGGCGAAAGGUGGAACAAUCUCCUCUUAGUAUAAGAAGAUCAACCAGAAUUGGUGAUCAUGAGCAGCGUGAAAUGGCUGAGAAAAUCCUACAGGAAAACAGACAAAAAGAGAAAGAGGCAAUGGAGGCAUUGCAGAGUGGAAAGGCUGAGAAACAGGACGACAAAAAGACACCCAUUAGAAAAGGUGGAAGAGGCCGCAAAGCAGCAAUGAAGACAGAGGAAGAAGAGGCAGAGGAAAGUGAGGAGGAAGUUAAAGUCGGAGGGAAGAAAGGAUCUAGUAAAAAGGUAAAGAAGAAUGAUGAAGAAGAAAACAGUGAUGAUGAUGAAGAGGAGGAGGAAAAUGAUGAAGUUGGGAAAAAGAAGGCUACAAAAAAGAAUGGAAAUCAAGGAUUGAAGGCCAAAGGGAAAAAGGGAAAAGCUGUGGAGGAUGAUAAGAGUGAGGAAGAUGAGGAAGAAAGUGAAAAGGAAGUCAAAACACCGAGAGGUGGAAGGAAAAAAACAGCAGUGAAAGGGAAAAGAGGAGUAAAGAAGCAAGUCAAACAGGAAAGUGACAGUGAGGAGGAGAGUUCUCCCAAACAACAAGGAAAGAAAAAAGUAGGGAAAAAAGGGAAAAAGGACAAUGAAAGUAGCGAAGAUGAGCAGGAAGAAGAGGAAACACCUAAAGGAAAGAAGCAAGUUGUUCAAACAGGGAAAAAGAAAAUUAUUCAGAAAGGACAGAAGAAACAGGAAAGUGAAGAGGAGGAGGAGGAGGAGGAGGAGGAAACACCUAAAGGGAAAAAGAAACCUCUUAGGAAAGGAAAGAAGGGUAAAGAAAGUGAUGAGGAAGAAGAAGAGGUCACACCCCAAGGGAAAAAGAAACCUCUCAGGAAAGGAAAGAAAGGGAAAGCAAGUGAUGAGGAAGAAGAAGAUACACCCAAAGGAAAAAGGCAACCUCUCAGGAAAGGAAAGAAAGGGAAAGAAAGUGAUGAGGAAGAAGAAGAGGUCACACCCAAAGGGAAAAAGAAACCUCUCAGGAAAGGAAAGAAAGGGAAAGAAAGUGAUGAGGAAGAAGAAGAUGCACCCAAAGGAAAAAGGCAACCUCUCAGGAAAGGAAAGAAAGGGAAAGAAAGUGAUGAGGAAGAAGAAGAAGUCACACCCAAAGGGAAAAAGAAACCUCUCAGGAAAGGAAAGAAGGGUAAAGAAAGUGAUGAAGAGGAGGAAGAAGACACACCCAAAGGGAAAAAGAAACCUCUCAGGAAAGGAAAGAAAGGGAAGGUAAGUGAUGAAGAGGAGGAAGAAGACACACCCAAAGGGAAAAAGAAACCUCUUAGGAAAGGAAAGAAAGGUAAAGAAAGUGAUGAGGAAGAAGAAGAGGUCACACCCCAAGGGAAAAAGAAACCUCUCAGGAAAGGAAAGAAGGGUAAAGAGAGUGACGAGGAGGAAGAAACAACACCGGAAGGAAAGAAAAGGGGGGUAAAAACAGUAAAGAAAGCCGAAGAAAGUGAUGAAGAAGACACUCCUGUGACAGGAAGACAGAAAAGAGGGAGGAAAGCUAAGGCUAAACAAGAUGAUCAUGAAGAGAAUGUUAUUACAAAAAGAGGAACAAAAGUGGUCCAGAAAGGGCAGAAAUUAGCAGCUGGUAGAAAAGGAAAGAAGAAAGCAGAGGAAGACACUGAGGGAGAAGAGGAGGAAGAAGUUGAGACACCAAAGACCGGCAAAAAGAAAGAAAAGAAACAGAAGGACAGCGAGAAUGAGACAGCAUCUCCUGUAAAAGGAAGGAAAAAGGUAGCCUCAAAAAUAGACAAUGAGGACAAUGAAUCUGCUGAAGAGGAGGAUCAUGUGGAAACAAAGAAAGGUGUGAGGAAAUCAACAGGCAAGGACGAAGAAAGUUUACCGAGGAGUGCUAAGGGAACAAAAACUCCAGUCAAAAUGGGAAUUAGAAAGGAAUUGCCAGCUUCAAAUAGAAGGAACAGUGGCCGAGGAGCAGCUGCAGCGUCUCCUGUCAAGGAGAAGAUGGGGAAGACAGAAAGUCUGAGUACUAACCAGGAGGACAUCACUCCUCCAAAACAGAGGAAGGGGUUAGGGAAGAGGAAGGAGGAUUUAAAGGACACUCCCACUGGAGGAAAAAGGAGGAGGACAAUUUCAGAAAAGGAAGAAGUUAAAGGGAAAGAAGGAAAGGAUGCACAAAGAAAGAGACAAGAUUCUGUAGAUUCAAAGAUGUGUGAGGGAUCUGCUGCACAGAAAGUUACACCGAAACCUGUGAAAAAGAAACCCCGGAAAUCAGAGGAGGUUGUUAUAGAUCCAACUGUCAUGGAUUUGUUUAAACCUGAUGGAAUCAUUCAGGAGAAACAUGACUCAUCGGACAGUGUGGAGGUCAAGGGUCAUGCUCAUCAGCAUUCCCAGUCUGAGAAAAACAAUGAGAAAAAAGUAUCAGAGAGUCAGAAUUUGACUGUUUCUGACAUCAAAACAGAAGCAGACAACACUAAUAUAGUGGAGGAACUCGGUGAGGACGUCAAAGUAAAAAAGGACAUUGUGGAAGCAGAUUCUAGUAUUAACAGUGAGAAAACGUCAGUCAUAAGUAAAAGUACAGAUGUCACUAAGGUUAAUACUUGUGAUCCACUAAAUCAGGAUGCAGAAAUCGGGGAACUGGUGUCGGACAUUGCUGAGGGGAAAGCACAGGAUGUUCAGUGUGAAAGUGAUAAUGUUGCUGACAAAUCUCAGAUUAAAGAGGCAGAUAGUGUUCAAAUUACUGACAUAUCUCGGCUCAAAGUGGCAGAUAGUGGUCAGAUUACUGACAUAUCUCUGCUUAAAGUGGCAGAUAGUGGUCAGAUUACUGACAUAUCUCUGCUUAAAGUGGCAGAUAGUGGUCAGAUUACUGACAUAUCUCAGAUCAACGAGGCUGACAGUGGUCAGAUUACUGACAAAUCUCAGAUUAAAGAGGCUGACAGUGUUCAGAAUGAAACUAAGGAUGUUUGUAAACAGGAAGUGACUGUAAUGGCUACAGAAAGUGAGGCCACUGUACAUUCCCUUUCUGAACAGCAGACCUCUGUGAGUGAUAAUGUUUCUGGUGAGGGCAAUUCUAAAGAUGUCACAUUUUUACAAAUUAAGGAAGGAAGUGUUGAGCUCUCACAAACUACGGGGGAGAAUGUUGAUCAAGAUGUAACUCCCAAAGUUACAUUACAGGAAAGUACACAUUCUGCUAUUCAACAAUCAGAAAUUCUAAAUGUGGGGGAAGUAGUGGGGGAAAAACAAUUGGAUGCUGUGGUAAUCGGUGAACAGGAUUUACCUAACAAACAGGAAACAAAGGAUUUACCUGAAGGACAGGAAACAAAGGAUUUACCUGAAGGACAGGAAACAAAGGAUUUACCUAAAGAGGUAGAAAGUCCAAGUAAAACCACAACCAACAGUGAUAUGGAGGUUCGACAGAAACGUGAAAGAAAACCCAAAAAGUAUUCAUUCCCUUAUGAAAUCCCAGAAAGUAGUCCCAGAAAGGAAAAGAAACCAAAGGAAAAAGUUAAGAAAAAAACAAAAACUCAACCAUCAAUGGCUGGAAAGUCGUCACAGGCUAAUCUAGAGAGUGGAGACGAUGCCGACCUGAGUUAUGAGGAUGACCAGAAUGACUCGGAUUACGAACCUCCAGACCAACUUUACUGUAUAUGUAACCAACCCCACGGUAACAGGUUUAUGAUUUGUUGUGACAAAUGUGAAAACUGGUACCAUGGGAGCUGUGUUAACAUGACCAAGGCUCGCAACAAGGAAAUGGAACAAAAUGGAGAGGAAUAUAUUUGUCCAGUUUGUACAGGUGAAUACAAAGGUCCCAAGUUAAUAGCUAGGGAACCAGAAAAGAAAUCUUCAGAAUCUAAAAAAAUAUUAACACCCAAAUCAAAAGAGGAGGGAAUAAAGAAAGAGACAACACUGCCGAGAAUACCUAAAAAGGAAAAAAAAUUGGAGAGUUCUUCAGUCAAGGGAGAGAAGCCUGUUUCGUCAAAGGAGUCCCAUCACCAUGGUAGCGAACACAGGCAUCGGUCUUCGUCGAAAGAUGGAAAAAGUGUUGGAGAUAAAUCUCAUUCGGACAGAAGGUUGUCAGAUGAUAAGUCUAGAGCGCGACAUCACGACCGACAUCACAGCUCAGAACGCAGACAUUCAUCAGACGGGAAAUCAAGAGAUAGACGUUCUUCAUCGUCAGGUCACCACGAUGACAGGACAAAACACAAACAAAGCCAUCAUUCUGUUCAUAAGUCUUCAGAUUCUCACAAACGUGACUCAAACCCUGCACAUCACACAGGACAGAAAUCAUCUAACUUACACAAACUUGACUUAAGUCGGAAGAAUGUUUCGGGUCAAAGUAUAAAAUCUCCUGCCGUAAAGUCGCCGGGGAUCAAAUCUCCCGAUGUCUCUUCUCCUAAUAGACCCCAUGGUGAUGUAAACAGGAGGCUGUCGUCUGGAGGAGUAGGGGACAAAUAUCUGAAAAAUAUUAAGGAGAAGAGAACUCUACAGAAGUGUGUGGGGCCCGGCUGUAAAAAGGAUGCAGUGUAUGGCACAGUGUAUUGCUGUACCGACUGCAUCAUCAAACAUUCCGAUGAGUCGCUCAAAAUCUUACGCAAGGACCAAGAGGAACAGGGCAUUAAGUUAAAAGACAAAGCUGAGAGGAAGGUGUGUGUCUUGGAGAAAAAGACCGGGCGAAUUCUGACAGGCAAUAAUGCUCCCACAGAGGCCAAUAUCAAGAUAUGGCUGGAGAGUCAUCGGUCCUUUGAAAUCCUCUGUCCCACAAAGAAACCAUCGUCAUUCUAUGGAAAUAAAGAGAGAGAGAAGCAGAAAGAUCGCGAGAAACAUAUCACAGAAAAAGAGAAGCAGAAAUGUGAAGAGUCUAAGGAAAUGAAGAAAGCUGAUGAAGGUCCAGAUCCUGUUCGACUCAACGUCAGAAAGUCUCUUAGAGAUGCCCUCACUCACAGGGCUGGUAAGGCAGACGACAUCAUGCUGUCCAACAGCGAGAUCAAGUCACUAGCACUGAGUGUGGAGGGAGAACUCUUCAAGUGUUUCAAGGAUACAAACACCAAGUAUAAAGCCAAGUACCGCAGCCUCAUCUUCAACCUCAAGGACUCCAAAAAUCAGGGUUUAUUUAGGAAGGUUUUGUCUGGAACUAUCAAGCCAUACCGACUCGUAAGAAUGACUGCUGAAGAAUUGGCCUCUAGGGAGUUAGCCAUGUGGCGGGAGUACGAAACUAAACAUAAUCUGGAGAUGAUCGAAAUGACAGAGAAAGAACACAUGAAAGAACAGCACACGAUCGUGAAGAAAACUCACAAAGGGGAGGUCACUCUGGAGGAGGAAGACUUAAGUACACUGGAUUCUAAACCAGAGGUCAGCAAACAGAAGUCUGAAACGACGGAGGAUGCCCCUAAGGCGGAUAUCUUGUCUGAGCUGAUCGUCAAUGAUACCACCUCCCAGCACAAACAACAUUUGUUUGACCUCAACUGUCAGAUCUGUACAGGAAAGAUAGCACCACCAGCGGAGCAGGAACCAGUCUCUAAGAAAGUGAAGGUUGCCCGCAGACCCACUGUGGAGGAUUCAGAAGAAGACGAUAAAACUGAGGCAGUGUCGACCAAGAAAACAGUUGAGGAGCAGAAAAAGGCGGAGCAGGUGGUGAAGGAAGUGUUGAAGGCUAUACAGAAGGCGAAGAUUCAGACUGACAAAACUCCACCCAUAGUUGACUCCACCGUCACUGUUGGGUCCCCUGACUCAGCUCUUCAGUCUGGGUUAGAGAAGAAGAUGAAGUUCACCCCAUCAGGACCCCAGUUGUGGAAAGGAUUUAUCUUCAUGCAGGAUGUUGCCAAGUUUGUCACAACAGCUUACCGGGUCUCUGGCCCAGAGGUCAAAUUGGACCUGCCUGAUACAAUCCAUGUGUGUGGGAGGAUAGCCCCCGAGCAGGUGUGGGAUUACCUGUCCAAAAUGAAAAAGAUUGGCACAAGGGAUAUCUGUAUACUGCGGUUCAUACCUGGCAAAGAAGAGGAAAAGACAUCCUACAUCAACUUGUAUUCCUACCUCAACAGCCGUUCGCGGUGUGGUGUGGUGGGAAACUGUGCCAAAUAUAUCAAGGACUUCUAUCUUCUCCCUCUGGCCUCCCAUAGCAAAAUACCGUCGAUAUUGUUACCCUUCGAUGGACCAGGUUUAGAAAACAACCGACCACACAUGUUGCUGGCAGUCAUCGUAAAGCAAAAGACUAAACGUCAUGGCAGCGACUCAUCCAAACAGCCAUAUGAUCCAUCUGAGCCGAAGAAAUCCAGGUCAUCACAUGAGAAAGAAUCGCGGCGACACAGUCUGCAGUCAUCAGAGUCCUUCACCCCUCCCACACACUCUUACUCCCCAAGUACUAAAACAAAAGGCAGGAAAAUAUCACCCAGGUUAACUCCGACAAGUUCCCAGCGAGGAAAGGCCACACCCAUGUCAACUACACCAUCUACCACACCAUCGUCCAGUAUCACUCCAGGGAGUGGCAACGCUACCCCCGCCACCUCGGACAGUAAAGACCCCAUCGUCAAAUUCUAUGGCUCAGGGGAACUCCUUCCUUCAGAGAAAACACCAGAAGAUGACAUGCCCUACUCCCCUGGUGGUGGAGAUGAUGAAGAUAAUGAUGACCCCUAUGACCCCGAGAGUGUCAGCUUUGACAAUGCCGAGGAAAGUAAACCAGUCAGUGCUGCCUCAAGUACAAGCAGCAACAGUGUAGCACAAAUGAUAGAAAAAAUCGCCCAGAGUGACAAUCCUGCAGAAAUGACUGCCAUCAUGGUCACUACACUUGCCACGGCAACAUCACUCCGCGACAAACAGCUGUUGUUGUUAGAACUCACACAGAAGGUUAAGGAACAGAAAGAUCUACUGGAGGCCAAACGCAAGAAAAAGGAAGCACCAGUCGUUGCGCCUAGUGCCACACCAGCCAUGGCUUUGUCAACUUUGACCUCCGCCAUCAGUGCCAUAACAACGGUAUCCAAGCAGCUAUCCUCAGACGGCCAAAAAAAGUCCUCAGCAGCAGCAGCAGCAACCCAAGCCACAGUAGUGAAGGCUCAAACUACAGAGACUGCACCAGGGGCUGAAUCACAGAAGACCAGCUCCACUUCCAAAGUUGACGUCAGUGUUGAAAAGACAACGACUGAAGGCAGCAAAGAACUCACAAGUACAGUGACACAAUCAUCCGGAGAAGUGGGUGACAAGGCAGCGUCUUCAACAGAGCUUGAAGAAUGUAAUAAGCCAGUGCCUGAAGCCCUACAGUCACUGUUCUCCAGCAUCCCUGGGAACUACAGCCAUGUAACUAACAUGAAUCGGGCCAAGAGCCAGAAACCGUCCCCAACAAAGGAAUCUGCGAAGGGUAGUACUGUAGGUGAUGUGGGUCCCGCCACGGAGGUUAGGUCAGCCCCAGAACAGAAGGACCCAGCUCCUAGUAUCAUCUCGACACGUGUGAGAAGUGGAGGGGAAAGAAAAGAGAGUUGAAUUUGACGCGUCUCUUCUCAAGUUUGAUUAUGGAGAU